AUGGCUUUACCACUACCCUCGGGGCUGACCCCCUCCGAGGUCGCGUUUCUAUGUGAAAUGGAACUUGUUACUGUAGUCCCUCGUCAACGACUUGAGAGUAUUGAGCUUCUAACGGGCACAACACCAGCCCUUCGACCACCGCACCGAAGUAACCUACCGCUAUGGCUCGCAAUCCUUUUAAAGAAACAACGACGUGCGAAUAUUGUUCCUCCUCCAUGGCUUCACCCCGACUCGUUACGCGAUAUUGUCCACCAAGAAACAAUGGUCGAUCGAAAAGGCUGGGCACCACCGCCUCCACCACCAGCCCGAGCCGAUAGUCGAGGCAAUGCACGGAAUCCCUUCAUGGACGACGAGACUGUUCUUUCUCCGCCGUUUCUCCCAUCUUGCACAUCAGAUGCGCCUACAGGAGCUCUGCCGUACCACUGGUUCGAAGUUGCCGAGAUGCUUCUUGCACACGCCUCUGAUGACAUUUCAUCCUCGUCAGAAGUGCGAUCACUGCUCCGAGACUUGCAAGAGGUCAGAGCCGCCAAGAUGCGAUCCAGUACAGCCCAGCUCGAGGGCGGAGUCGACGGUGUCAUGAGUUUGCGAGGAGUGGGAGCUAUGGAGCUUGCAGAAAGCAGAGGAUUCGUUAUUGGUGUGGUCGAAGGUGUGAGGAAGCUCGGCGCAAGCACAGAAACAACAAGAAGAGAAGAGGAGGAGGAAGGCGGUGGCCAAGAGGAGGAUGAGCAGAGUGACGAAGAUAUGGGACUAUGA
Messenger RNA from Fusarium pseudograminearum CS3096, 753 nucleotides. RefSeq lists its product as uncharacterized. The record is from RefSeq and is a predicted model, not a curated record. Gene Ontology annotation, cellular component: GINS complex; nucleus. The transcript is spliced from 2 exons. The coding region runs from base 1 to 753 and encodes 250 amino acids. Gene Ontology annotation, biological process: DNA replication; double-strand break repair via break-induced replication. Lineage: Eukaryota; Fungi; Ascomycota; Sordariomycetes; Hypocreales; Nectriaceae.